This is a messenger RNA of Trifolium pratense (red clover), 1256 nucleotides long. RefSeq names its product NAC domain-containing protein 17-like. The coding region runs from base 222 to 1256 and encodes 344 amino acids. The transcript has a single exon. NCBI's taxonomy places the organism in Eukaryota, Viridiplantae, Streptophyta, Magnoliopsida, Fabales, Fabaceae. Gene Ontology annotation, biological process: regulation of DNA-templated transcription. Gene Ontology annotation, molecular function: DNA binding. The record is from RefSeq and is a predicted model, not a curated record.
UUAGUUUGUGGGAUUUUUAUUACAUCACUUAUUGACUCAGAAAGUUUCGAUUUUUUCUUAUUAUCUCUUUUGGGUUGGGAAAUUUGAUUUCUCUAAUUAGGGUUUUUCUUAAAUCGUUGAAUUUUGUUGUGGGUUUUUUGUUUUGACUGUAAAAGAUUAAAUUUUUAGUGUUGGGUAAUCAAGAUUCUUGUUUUUGUGCUCUUUGUUCUAUUCCGAUCGAUAUGGGUUGGGUUUCAGAAUCUGCUUCUGUUGAUGCUUUCAGUGAAAUGAUGUCAUCGAUGCCUGGUUUUCGAUUUCAUCCUACAGAUGAGGAGUUGGUGAUGUACUAUCUGAAAAGGAAGAUUUGUGGGAAGAUGUUGAAAUUCAAUGUGAUUUGUGAAACUGAUGUUUACAAAUGGGAUCCUGAGGAUUUGCCUUAUCAAUCUUUCCUGAAAACUGGAGAUAGGCAAUGGUUCUUUUUCUGUCACAGAGAUAGGAAGUAUCCUAAUGGUGGAAGGUGUAACCGAGCAACUACACAUGGAUACUGGAAAACAACAGGAAAAGAUAGAAAUGUGAUGUUUAAUUCUCGGUUGGUUGGAGUUAAAAAGACACUGGUUUUCUAUUUAGGCCGAGCUCCUAACGGCGAACGAACUGAUUGGGUUAUGCAUGAAUACACUAUGGAUGAAGAAGAGCUUAAGAGAUGCCGUGAUGUUAAGGAGUGUUAUGCACUUUACAAGUUGUUCAAGAAAAGUGGACCUGGUCCUAAGAAUGGCGAACAAUAUGGUGCGCCAUUUAAAGAAGAAGAUUGGUUAGAUGACAAUGUUGUAGAUUUUAAUGUUAAAUCAGCUCAGCUGGAGGCUCCAAAGGAUGAUGUUCCUAACCCUUUUACUGAUCAGCCACAAAAAUUGGCUGUUGUUAAUGCUUUUACCGAUCAGCAGCAGCCGUUGUUUGGUGAUGACAUUGAUGAAUUCUUUAACGGGGCUUUUGAUGUCUCGCCUGUCCUUGACCAGCAAUAUAUUACCGAUCAGCAGCAGCCGUUGUUUGGUGAUGACAUUGAUGAAUUCUUUAACGGGGCUUUUGAUGUCACGCCUGUCCUUGACCAGCAAUAUAUUACCGAUCAGCAGCAGCCGUUGUUUGGUGAUGACAUUGAUGAAUUCUUUAACGCGGCUUUUGAUGUCGCCCCUGUCCUUGACCAGCAAUGUAUUAUUGGUUAUACCGAAUUUCCUCAGCUGUGUGAUAUUCAACAAAGUGUGGUCAUGGGUCAAUUUUAUCUGUAG